Peronospora farinosa is the source of this 753-nucleotide messenger RNA. The record is from the annotation of a GenBank genome assembly. Lineage: Eukaryota; Oomycota; Peronosporomycetes; Peronosporales; Peronosporaceae.
AUGGCGAGAGCGGGCAAGUGUUUCGAGUGUGUUUUACAGGGGGAAGUGAACUUUAAACAUUUUCCGUCCUUUGUCGAACGCCUUGGAGGUCUUUGUGACGAGAGCGUAGUGAAGGAGGACAUUGCAUACAAAGAAUACGUGUACAAUUUUGAUGAGAAGUGUCCGCAGUAUAUCCAAGGCGUACCUCAUUACGAAAUUCGAGCUCGUCAUGUAUUCUCAGGGUCUACAACUUUUCAGGGUGAAGCUGUUGAAAUGCCAUCUGAUGGAGGACAGAAGUGGGAACUAAGGUACAUUGGACGUUGGGAACGUAAGAAAAUGUCGGAGCAUGGAGGCAGUGCUCUUCUUGGCGUUCCGUUUCGCAGCCAGAUUGCGGUGUCAGUCGGGCAGAAUGUACGCUCCUUCCUGGGCACGCUCGGCUUUCGACACAGCUACAGGUACAUGCGUCUUGGAACGAGGUGGCAAUUUUCCAACGGAAUUACGAUUGAAGCUACGCGAAUGAAAGCGUUGAAGAAUGAAGACGAAAAGGACGAAUACCGCCUGGUGGACUUAGAAAAUCUUCGAGUUGAAGCACUGCUCGUUGAGAUCUUUGCGCUUACGACAGACGAGAAGAUCGACGAGGCCUCACAGAAAAUUCGACGCUUUGCUGUAGACCUGGAUCCAUACUUCGUUGAGCGCCCGUCCGAAGGCAAAGAAAUUUUGCAUAGUACGGCGACUUUGGCUGCCGAGGUGCGCCGCAAACGCCCGCGACCGUAA